GUCCCUACUCCAUCCCACCAACUCCCGCCAUUCUGUUCACGGCCUUUUUCCUCAGCCUCACACGAGCAUCAACAUCCUCCAAUCCCUCUAACCCACCCCAAGGUUCCAGCUUCUUACGUCUCAACGACACUAAACGAAAAGACACGCGUCAAAUCGCCUCACAAAUCUCUCUCUCAAGGUCUACCGCAUUAGACGUUGCGCGCAAAGCUCUUUCUCAUGACUACCAUCGAAAACCUCAAGACCAUCGACCCCUUCGCGGACGCGGACGAGGGCGACGCGGACAAGCAGAAGAAGGGCCAGGACUACAUCCACAUCCGUAUCCAGCAGCGCAAUGGCCGCAAGACCCUCACCACCAUCCAGGGCCUGCCCAAGCGCUUCGACCAGAAGAAGAUUCUCAAGGUCAUAAAGAAGAAGUUUGCCUGCAACGGCACCAUUGUGGAGGACCAGGAUCUCGGCGAGGUUCUGCAGCUUCAGGGUGACCAGCGCAAGGCUAUUCACGACUUCCUCAUCGACAAGCAGGAGGGUCUCGAGAUGGACUCCAAGCUCGUCAAAGUCCACGGCUUCUAAGGGAGCCGUUACUGCCAGGAGGCGCAAUCUCCCCCUCGCAACCGAGCGGAUCACGGUAACAUAAUCCCCGGAAGGGAAGGGAGAUUCGAGUACCGUUCGGUCCACACCCAAAGUCUUAGAUCCAUCUUACAAAUGCUUCCAAAAGGGGGAAACAGAAGCCUCGUGGAGAUGCUCUAGGCCCCCGAUGAGCUUCUGAAGCUUUAGAUGGGGUGGGACUAUUCCGAAAAGGUCGAUUCCCAACUCAGACAGGGAGAAUGGAGCUACCGAGAGGAUCUUAAAGGUGCCUGCGGGAGAUAGACUGCGACACGUAUCAGCUGCGCAUAUCCACAGCUAGAACAUGUCGUGCCGCGCUGAGAAACUGGCAAGGGGAUUUUUGGGCACAACGGUCUUGGUGGGUCUGAGAGCUUUUUUACAGCAUCCGCUUUCUAGUUGUGGCUCGUCCGCCGUCCUAUGAUGACGGCACUGAUGAGAAACAAGGCUUGCGAAAGGUUAUGAGCAUCAUGCCCAGUAAUGAACACGUUAACUGAACCAUUGCUAUUCUCGGGUGACCAACUACAUGUGCUUCAGG
Messenger RNA from Colletotrichum scovillei, 1135 nucleotides. Its product is annotated as translation initiation factor SUI1. The transcript has 3 exons. The record is from RefSeq and is a predicted model, not a curated record. Bases 217 to 567 code for a protein of 116 amino acids. Gene Ontology annotation, biological process: translational initiation. Gene Ontology annotation, cellular component: eukaryotic 43S preinitiation complex. Gene Ontology annotation, molecular function: ribosomal small subunit binding; RNA binding; translation initiation factor activity. NCBI's taxonomy places the organism in Eukaryota, Fungi, Ascomycota, Sordariomycetes, Glomerellales, Glomerellaceae.